GAGGCGCGGGACGUGGGGCGGCGCCGCGGGCAGGGCCGGGCGGACGGGCGCUGGCAGCAGGGGCAGCGCCGCGGGCCCCUCGGAGUGGCCGCAGUCCGGGCCUCGGCCCUCCCAUCCUGCCUGGCCGCGGCUGGUGUGCGUGGCAGGAGCCGUCGUGGGCACCAUGGCCAAGAGGGAGGACAGCCCCAGCUCAGAGGUCCCGCCGAUGGACAAGCAGUUCCUGGUGUGCAGCAUCUGCCUGGACCGGUACCGGUGCCCCAAGGUUCUGCCUUGCCUGCACACCUUCUGUGAGAGGUGCCUCCAGAACUACAUCCCUGCCCAGAGCCUGACGCUGUCCUGUCCGGUGUGUCGGCAGACGUCCAUCCUCCCGGAGCAGGGCGUCUCCGCGCUGCAGAACAACUUCUUCAUCAGCAGCCUCAUGGAGGCCAUGCAGCAGGCGCCCGAUGGGGCCCACGACCCCGAGGGCCCCCACCCCCUCAGCGCAGUGGCUGGCCGUCCCCUCUCCUGCCCCAACCAUGAAGGCAAGACGAUGGAGUUUUACUGUGAGGCCUGUGAGACGGCCAUGUGCGGCGAGUGUCGCGCGGGGGAGCACCGGGAGCACGGCACGGUGCUGCUGCGCGACGUGGUGGAGCAGCACAAGGCGGCCCUGCAGCGCCAGCUCGAGGCGGUGCGCGGCCGCCUGCCACAGCUGUCCGCAGCCAUUGCCUUAGUCGGGGGCAUCAGCCAGCAGCUGCAGGAGCGCAAGGCCGAGGCCCUGGCGCAGAUCAGCGCAGCCUUCGAGGACCUGGAGCAAGCGCUGCAGCAGCGCAAGCAGGCUCUGGUCAGCGACCUGGAGGCCAUCUGUGGGGCCAAGCAGAAGGUGUUGCAGACCCAGCUAGACACACUGCGCCAGGGUCAGGAGCACAUCGGCAGUAGCUGCAGCUUCGCGGAGCAGGCCCUGCGCCUGGGCUCGGCCCCAGAGGUGCUGCUUGUGCGCAAGCACAUGCGGGAAAGGCUGGCGGCCUUGGCGGCGCAGGCCUUCCCGGAGCGGCCCCACGAGAACGCGCAGCUGGAACUGGUCCUUGAGGUCGACGGGCUGCGGCGAUCGGUGCUCAACCUGGGCGCGCUGCUCACGACGAGCGCCACGGCACACGAGACGGUGGCCACGGGCGAGGGCCUCCGCCAGGCCCUGGUGGGCCAGCCCGCCUCGCUCACCGUCACUACCAAAGACAAGGAUGGGCGGCUGGUGCGCACCGGCAGCGCGGAGCUGCGCGCGGAGAUCACGGGCCCUGACGGCGCGCGCCUGCCGGUGCCCGUGGUGGACCACAAGAACGGCACAUACGAGCUGGUAUACACGGCGCGCACCGAGGGCGAGCUGCUCCUCUCGGUGCUGCUCUACGGCCAGCCAGUGCGCGGCAGCCCCUUCCGCGUGCGUGCCCUGCGUCCCGGGGACCUGCCACCGUCUCCGGACGACGUCAAGCGCCGCGUCAAGUCCCCCGGAGGCCCGGGCAGCCACGUGCGCCAGAAGGCGGUGCGUAGGCCCAGCUCCAUGUACAGCACCGGCGGCAAACGGAAGGACAACCCCAUCGAGGACGAGCUUGUCUUCCGCGUUGGCAGUCGUGGAAGGGAGAAGGGCGAAUUCACCAAUUUACAGGGUGUGUCGGCAGCCAGCAGCGGCCGCAUAGUGGUGGCAGACAGCAACAACCAAUGCAUCCAGGUUUUCUCCAAUGAAGGCCAGUUCAAGUUCCGUUUUGGGGUCCGAGGGCGCUCCCCCGGGCAGCUGCAGCGCCCCACAGGUGUGGCCGUGGACACCAAUGGAGACAUCAUCGUGGCAGACUACGACAACCGCUGGGUCAGCAUCUUCUCCCCCGAGGGCAAGUUCAAGACCAAGAUUGGGGCUGGCCGCCUCACGGGCCCCAAGGGAGUGGCCGUGGACCGGAACGGACACAUCAUCGUGGUGGACAACAAGUCCUGCUGCGUCUUCACCUUCCAGCCCAAUGGCAAGCUGGUUGGCCGUUUUGGGGGCCGUGGGGCCACUGAUCGCCACUUCGCAGGGCCCCAUUUCGUGGCCGUGAACAACAAGAACGAGAUUGUGGUGACGGAUUUCCACAACCAUUCGGUGAAGGUCAGUGGCCGCCCUCCUUCCGUGCGCACGUCCCCAGCCCUUCCUCUUCCACGGGGCUCCUCGCUCCCUCACCUCCUCCCCCUCGAGCUCGUUCCCGAGAGCCCGAAACCUUUACCGCGUGGCUGUCAUGCCAGGCACGGUGCGGAGGCUGGGGACACAGCGCUGAACACGGCACACACACGUCCCCCGUCUUCCUGGGUCUCAUGGGGAGAGGGAGGCCCUGGGAGGUCACGGGAGGACGUGGUCGAUCCUGUGCUGGGGACCUGGGCAGGGGGGCGCCUAGCAGGAGCCCUUGAAUCCGGUGAGGCUGAGAACGGCCUAAAGCUCAAGAGGGAAUGAACCAGAAGAGAGGGGGACGGGAGGAGCCAGGAAGCGGAGGUGGGCCCUUGCCGUGCAGUCAGGAAACCACGAGUGGUUCAGCCUGGAUUUGCACAGGGAAGUGGUGCCAGGGGACAGCGAGGCUUGUUCCCUGAAGGCACUUUCCUUUCUUCCCGGGAGCCAGGGGGAGUCACCGGAGGACUGCGGGCGGAGGGUGGUGCACUCCUGGGUGUCUCGGGAAGGCCGCUCUGUCUCUGGGACACAGAGGCCCAAGACGAGGCUUUUGCAAUAAUCCAGCUGAGGACCCUGGACGUGGCAGGGUAGGCGCGGGGCGGGGAGCUGAGAGCACGUCCUCGGGGUGUGCGCAUUCGCUGGCCGUGGAGCGGAGGAGACAGAAAACCCCCAGAACGGCUUUUCCUGGGGAGGAGCUCUUAGACCUCAGGGCCCAGGCGACCGCAGCUGGAGCUGUCCCCUCGGCAGUGGGCGGCAUGGACCUGGUGUAGAGCAGCAGAUUGGGGGGCCUCAGCCCCGGGGCUUCUCCCCCGCCUCCUCCAAGGCCUUGCCCUCUGCCUGAGGCCGGGUCCCCAGUCCCCAGCCCUGUCCCCUGCCAGGUGUACAGCGCGGACGGAGAGUUCCUCUUCAAGUUCGGCUCGCACGGAGAGGGCAACGGGCAGUUCAACGCCCCCACGGGGGUGGCCGUGGACUCCAACGGGAACAUCAUCGUGGCCGACUGGGGCAACAGCCG
Messenger RNA from Phacochoerus africanus (Common warthog), 3167 nucleotides. RefSeq names its product tripartite motif containing 3 (gene TRIM3). Gene Ontology annotation, biological process: proteasome-mediated ubiquitin-dependent protein catabolic process; negative regulation of translation; protein polyubiquitination. Gene Ontology annotation, molecular function: translation repressor activity; zinc ion binding; ubiquitin protein ligase activity. The transcript is spliced from 10 exons. Lineage: Eukaryota; Metazoa; Chordata; Mammalia; Artiodactyla; Suidae. The coding region runs from base 164 to 2443 and encodes 759 amino acids. The record is from RefSeq and is a predicted model, not a curated record.